Molecule: messenger RNA, 6273 nt
Organism: Microbotryum saponariae
Lineage: Eukaryota; Fungi; Basidiomycota; Microbotryomycetes; Microbotryales; Microbotryaceae
Source: the annotation of a GenBank genome assembly
AUGUCUACCGGAGACCCUGGGUCCCCACUGCCGGCACCGCCACCACCGGUAUCCGCCACCAGCGUCCAGCCCCCCCGCGACCGGAUCCCGAUAAGCUCGAAGAAGACGCAAGUCACGGGCCCCGCCACCGCCGCACCCAACUAUGCUGCCGCUGCGAGUCAGAUGGCGACUCAAACACCUGAACAACAGCAACAACAACAACAGCGUGCCAAGGCUCUGGGCAGCCUCCUACAAGCCAUGGGUGCUGUACCCGGAAACCGCAUGGAUCGCUGGGUCCAGGCCAUCUACUUCGCCGAACUCUACCCCGUCGCCACCGCCACAUCGCUGAAAUUUUCGGCCUUGAACGCGAACCGGUCCGUCGAGAACAUCUUCGAUUACGCCCUUGAAGUACGCCCUUGAAGUGACUCUGUCUCACCAGAGCGCCUCGCGAGCGACUCAUGCCGACAAGAUCGAUCUCGUGGCCUGCGUCACGAGGCUGCUAUCGCCCAUCUCUCCUAUCUGCUUUGAGCCUGGAGUUCCUCUGCCGGACCAUCUUGCGGCUUAUCAACCACAGAUCUUAGGCGUACAACAUUCAUCAAUCCUGCGUAAUGGGGCGGCUCACCAUCGCGUUACGGUUGGGUUCGUCACCGGCGAGGCACGUGACGCGGCGCUCACGACGCCCCCCGCUCUCACUUGGCGAUCGGCGAAGGCCCGCUUCGCGAAGUCUCACAGGUUCCACCAUAACAUGGUCGAGCUUCGAAUCAACGUCGGUGUUCAAGGAGUGCCCUCCAUGGAUGCCAUCAUCAAAUCGUUCCAAUCACUUGUGCAAGACCUGUCAGCCAAGGGACAUUCAUGCCAACUUGUGCAGGUUCUGCGCGUUAUCAGCGUGGACAACGCCUCGGCCUUCGCCCACGUUGCCGGAGACUACUCGGCUUUCCUACACUUCGAUGACGACUCCCUAUUCCAACGCCCCAACACGACCUUGAAGGAGAUUCUACCUUCGAGGAUCGACCUUCCCACUCGAGGCAUCCCGGUUACCGCCCUUCGCCAUGACUAUGAGAAGGAGGCGGCUUGCGGUAGGUGCCACUUUGUGGGUCACGUGGGAACCUGCGGACUGGAUCAGGAGAGGAAGCGGAAGGAGGCUCACAACGGCAUCAUCAACAGCAACAAAAACACCAUCACCCACAACACCAACAUCGCGGAGGCCGAGGCCCCCAUUCCUGUGCUGGUUGUUAACAGGAUCGCAUCACAGAAUCACUUCGCCGGGCUCGAGGUCGAGGAGGGACAGGAGGAAGAGGUAACUGGCCAGGGCGAACAGGGACCGGAGGAAUCGGGGGAGGAAGACGCUGGUGAUAAGGCGGAUGACGAGGACUCGGAGGACUCGGAGAUGGAAUCGGAGGCGGCCGCGAAAACGGAGGUCAUCAAAAUUGAAAGCGAGGACGAGUCGGUCUUGGAGGACUGCAGCGGAUCCGAUGGAGAGGUGAUUGAUGAGAAUGAGGUGAUGGCGGAUGAAAGAGGUGAAACGGAAGGAGAGGUGGCUACGGAGAUGGAGGAAGAGGAGGUGGCGACGGAGGUGGGCGAUGUGGACGAAGCGAGGGGAUCGACGAAAGCGGAGAAUGCGGAAGCGACGGACUUAGGGGAAACGAACAGGCUGGACAAUGACGACGACAGCGACGCCACAGCAACCGCCGCCACCGCUUCCCGCGAAUCGACGCCGCAUGAACCAACCCCACCUCUGUCACCCGAAACUCUCGCCAAGUCGCUACGCGAGGGGGAGGAGUGGGACAGGAUCAGAGCUAACUGGGUUGAGCAGGCACGACUUGAGCGGGACCAAAGCAUCGAGAGGAGGCUCAACGCUGAAACCCCUCUGGUGCGUCACAACUUUGCCACGUGGGACGAGGACGGUGAGAUACGCUCCAUCAACAUCAGGGGGACCGCUGCGAAGUUCAAGAAGCAGGUGAUGAAGAGGUCGCAGACUGCGGCGGACCUCAGUGACCCAAGUGACGAACCGACCGACGCCAAGCGAGUCAUCGUCAAAGGGAAGAGCCGCGUCGUGGUGAAGGAUGGAAUAGAGGGGCGGAGGGUGACGAGGUCGAUGUCGGCGGCAGCGGCGAUGCAGGUCGAGGUGACGAAGGUGGACAGAGGGAAAGGAAGAGGGGUAGCUGAGGAAAAACGAUGGUCCGACCACGAGCCCGAGGACGAUGUCCUGCCCGCCCUUCCCCUCUUUGAGGACGUCACCACCGCCAAGAGCGCCUCGACCUCGACUACCCAUUAAUGAUCAAGCACACCAUCAUCACCUGGAACGUAAGAAGGGGCAUGGGGGUCCCGGAAAAACGACGUAAUAUCUACACCUACCUUUCCACAUUCAAAGCUUCCGCGAUUCUCUUACAAGAGCAUUUCAUCAGACCACAAUUCUGGCAGCUCAUCAAGGACGAGUACGAGGGCAAGCUCUUCAUCAACCAGCACUGCCUGACCCUGAUCCCGGCCGACUCGCCCCUGAUCGACGCCGAGCUCUUGCGCACCCACUCGGCACUCGACGGCCGGCUCCUCGUCACCUCCUUUCGUCUGCGGGGCGACAUCAAAAUUCUAGAAAUCAAUAACCUCUACGCGCCCGUUGACCCAAAACAACGAGCAAAAUUCUUCGACAAACUGAUCCUCCACAAAACACAGAAAUCCCACCUCCGACUCCUUGGCGGCGAUCUCAACGACUGCCCGCGCCCAGAAGUCGAUCGGCGGAACCAAAGUCGGCGCGGCCACCACUGGCCGAUUCUGAUGGGCAAGCUCGACUCGGCCUACACGGACUGCAUCCGCUACAAGCACCCCAUCACCCCAUCUUUCACUCGACCUAAUCCCAAUCGCAAGCGACCCAACUCCUUCUCCCGGCUUGACUACUUUCUCCUACAAAGAGCUCACCAAAAAAGGCUCGACCAGGCCUCGACGAUCUACGACUAUCCCAAGGAUCUUUCCGAUCACCGACCGGUCUUGAUCGUACUGGCUCUCUCAGACGAUCUUGAUGCGGCUCUCCCACAGCUCAGCCUACCUACCACAUCCAACCAACUACAUCGAAUCAAUACCACAACCUUCAAGACGGUGGAAUUUCAGCGGAUGAUGGAAGGAUGGUUGGAAGGGGCAAGCGGGGAGGAUCCGGUGCGAGAGCUUGAGGAGGUUCUGGAGGCGUGCAGGGACAGGGGUGGGGAGAUGGCGAGGAGGCUGCAUCGGGAGCGGACGGAACGGAUGGAGUAUUUGGUGGGGAGGGUGCAGGAUCUGGAGGCGUUACCGGUAUGGGGGGAGGCGGAAACGGCAGAAUGGACAAGGACGUCCGAGGAACUCAAGCGGGCGGUCGAGGAGCGCGCGCGCCUACUCCGGAUCCGAGCCCACGUCCCCGAGAUCGCUUCCGAGGAACGACUGUCGCGGCCGGUCCACGCCAAGCUCGCGGCGCGGAACUCGGACUCCAAGAUCACAGCACUGCGCUUGGGCAACGGAGAGCUAACGCAUGACAUUGAUGUCGCUCUUGACCACACGCAGGCGCAUUUCCAGCGCCUCUACCACAUCGAGCCUCGUGAUCCGGAACGCGUCGACCGACUUCGGGACGAACUCCUCGUGCCGAUCAGGGCGGCACGGACUUGCGACGACCCGCGCUCAGAUCCGCUCUUUCUGCGCCGACUCUCGGAAGCGCAGAUUGAUCUCCUCCAGCAACCCAUCACCGAGGACGAGGUCGUGGCCGCGAUCGGGACGACGCACCCGGGGCGAUCGCCGGGCCCGUCGGGCGUGCCUUACGAACUCUAUCAGACCGCACCGGAGGCGUGGUCCAAGGUGCUGACCAAGGCCUACAACGCGAUGAUCGAGCGCGGUUCACUCUCUCCCAAGCAGGGCCAGGGACUCGUGCGCCUCAUCUUCAAGCGCCACAAGAAGAAUGCCGAUCGCGCCGAACUCUCGUCGUAUCGCCCCAUCACCCUGCGCGAGUGCGAUUACAAGAUUUUUACCAAGGUCUACGUCGCCCGAUUGAACCAAAUUCUGCCCGAUCUCCUCCCGCCGCAGCAGCACGGCUUCGUCGAGGACCGCCGAUCGGCCGACGCUGCACUACACCUUCGUCUCCUGAUCGAGGAACUUGGCGCGCGCAGGACCGAGUUCCCCGCGGCCGCGCUCUUGUCUCUUGACCAAUCAUCCGCCUACGACCUCGUCGAGCAUGACUGGAUCUUUGCCAUUUUCGACGCUCUGGGCGCUCCUACCACCUUUCUUCGCGUGCUGAGGAUGCUCUACUCGGGUGACUCGACCUCGGCGCGCUACAUCAUCAAUGGGUUCCUGACGGCGCCGGUGCGACUGACGUGUGGGCUCGGCCAAGGGGACCCGGCGUCAUCGUCGGUCUGGGACAUCGUGUUUCAGCCGUUCCUGGAUGCUCUACACCGUCGAAACAUCGCGCUGAAUCUCUCCAUACCUGCACUUCAUCCGUACCCACAGAGCCGCGCCAUUACAUCACUUGCAUUUGCCGAUGACGUUGUCGUCGCCGUCGCGGGCUUGGAGUCACUCAACUUGCUCGAUGACCUGGCGCUCAACUGGAGGCAUGCAACGAAUGGCCGGCUCAACACGGACAAGACGGUCGUCCUACCGAUUGGACGUCGCUGGGACCCUGGGGAACGGCCAAUCGUCGUCAAGGCCGCAGGCGAGUCGCUCGAGUGGAUCGGCCUCCCCUUCGACCCCAGCGGCGACACCGAACUCGCCUACGCGAAUCUCAUCGAACGGCUCGAGGCGACGCUGGAAGCGGUUCAGCAUCGCUGGCUCACGCACCACACCCGUGCCUUUUACGUCAAUCGGUACGCCAUUCCCAAGAUCCUGCAUUUCCUUGCAGCCGACAUCCCGCCGCCCGAAGUCGUCAAGAAGCUCGAUGACAUGCUCGUCGAUUUCGUCCGUGGGGGCAAGGGCAGGACCAGCUACGGCAGAGACAUUGUGUUCACCGCCAAGAACAAGGGGGGACUCGGGGUGAUAAGGAUGCGGGACGUUGUGGACGCGGUUGCGGCACGGCUCUGGGACGUUCUUCUCGGCGGUUCCGGCGCGAUUUGGCAAGGACUUGCGCGCGCAUCACUCCAGCGAGCUCAGCCCGACCUCGACCUGGCCACCGAUCUCUGGCCACAUCCAUCCACUCCCAUCCCCAACGACCUUCAUCCCCGAUGGCACGCCGCACUGGGCGUUCCGAAACUUCACGACGCGCAGGUCAACCCGAGGGCCUUGACCACCGCGAACUUGCUCGCGCUGCCCACCCUGCUCGGCAGCCUCCACACCCCCAUCAGAGGGAGACAGACCAUCGACGCGGUUCAUGUACCUGACUACCUUCGUCUCCAGGGCUACCCGAAGGUGGCGGAUCUCUAUCGACGCGAGUUGUAUGCGGGUGGGGGGUUUCACCUCUGGACGCCGCCGGCGGAUGUGCUCGGCAACAACAGCGAGUACGAUCGACGCGGGCUCCCGCAGCGACUGGCAAUCGCGGCCUGGUACCGGUUCACUGUCGAUCGACACAAGAACACCCCCUUGGCGGCGGCGGUGGCGGCGGGACGACUCAACGUGCCUCCCCGGAUCGGCACCAGCGCACCACUCGAGGCGAUCAUCCCCAAGCCCGUGGCCCGCUUCGCAAUGGAGCAGCGCCUUCCAGACCCGGUGCUUCCACAACAGGCGAGCCAGUAUACGCUGCUGAACAUGGCUCGCCCCUACACAGUCCGUCGCAUCCGCCGGGUCCUGAACGCGAAGGCUUUCACCAACACGCUCGGGCUCAAGGGACCACCGCAGCCAGACGAUCUCAGGAGCUUCUGGAAGGCGGUCAACUCGAAGGCACUGACAGCGAGGGAGAGGGAAGUUUGGUUCAAGCUGAUUCUCCGCUUCACCCCGACGCGCAAGCUCCAGCACGAGCAAAAGCAUGACACUUCUCCCGCGUGCCUCGUCUGCGAAGCGCCGGUGGACGACACCGAUCACUACUUCUUCGGCUGCUUCGACUCGCGAAACGUCUGGAUCGCGGCGAGGGGCGUGCUCUGCGACGCGCUCGGAUGCGACACAAUCGAGGACGCCGAGUACACGACGCUUCAACGACUCUUUGGCCUCCCCAAGCUCAAGGCCAAGCUCAGCGCACAGGAAGGCGCGGGCAGGACGAUCGAGAUCUUCACGGGGAUGGUUUUGGAGAUGAUCAGCAGUGGGAGAUGGAGGAUGCAGAAGCACGGGACGAGGAUGGAAAGCGUGGAGAGGAGGAGGGUGGUACUGGAGGAGAGGAUGAAGUUGAGGGCGGGAGGAGCAAGAGGCAGGCGAGUGCAGUAG